CGGCGCCAUCGAAAACCAGUCAGGAAUCCCCGGGGGGCUGCAACAAGCAAUGCAAAUCAACUCUCUGUACUGACAACUCCCCCGUCCCAUCCCUUCGUUGCUUCAGAGUGUGCGAUUCGGCGACACUCUUCCUCUUUCUCGUGUGACUUGUCGCACACCGUUUGCCUUGCAAGAUCCAGGGCUUUAAAAUCACAAACACUUCGACUUCCGCCUCCCCGCAUUGGCCUUUUCAUUGCGCAAAGCUAUUCAGCGCCCUUUGAAGCAUGGCUUCCGCUGUUGACUCCAGUGCGGCGCCUGCAAAUGGCCCUCCAGGUCCGCCGAGGACUCCUGGUCAGAGUGACGCUCCGCUGCCUCCUGUGCCGGUCAGUGUGGGCGGCGCUCAGCUCAGUUCCGCAAACAAGGAACAAGUGCAACAUGUUUUGUCUUCAGAUAUUGGUAUCACCACGUUGUUGAACCGCUUGAAACAAAGCAUAGCAUCUACAAGAGAUUUUGCGGGUUUCUUGAAAGAACGUGCCUCACUUGAAGAAAAACACGCAAAUGGCAUGAAACGACUUACUCGAAGUACGCACGAGUUGAUCAGAAGACCGGAAAGUCGGCAAGGCUCCUUCGCGCAGCAUUAUGAAGAAUUGACGCGAACCCACGAGCGCAUGGCCGACCACGGCUCUCAAUUUUCGAACGCGAUCCUCCAAAUGUCGGAAGAGCUAUAUGAGUUGGCGGCAAACUCGGACAAGGGAAGGAAACAUCAGAAACAAAUAGGUCUCUCCGCAGAGAAGCGGGUGCAGGACGCCGAGCAUGCCAUGGAGAAGGCAAAGGGCAAAUACAAUUCGUUGGCGGAGCAGUUUGACAGAGCAAGGACGGGCGAGCGACAAUCCGGCAAACUGCCCGGGUUCAAAAAGUCGGCCGCACAGCAAGAGGAGGACCUACAACGCAAGGUUGAAGCUGCGGAUGGUGACUAUGCUCACAAGGUCCAGGCGGCGCAAACCAUGCAGAAUGAGCUGGUGACCAUUCUAAGGCCCCAGACUGUUGCGGCUCUACAAGAUUUGAUCAAGGAGACGGAUGCUGGCCUCACUGUGCAGAUGCAGAGAUAUGCCGCCCAGACCGAGAAACUGCUCCUGGGUUACGGUCUGUCUGUCACGCCUAUGAAGGGACAAUCCGGUGGCACAACCAAGAGUCUCAGAGAUGUGGCUGCGAGCAUCGACAACGACAGAGACUUUGUGGACUAUGUCCUGCAAUUCACACACAAAGCGGGAACGAGAGGAGAGAACAUCCGAUAUGAACAACACCCAUCAUUGUCACCCAAACAAGCUCAGCCGUCCUCUUCCUUUGCUCCUCCGCAACCAGAUCCGUAUGGAAACUACAACCCUGCCAACCACGGCAGGCAAGUAUCCGGCGUGACUCCUUAUCAAGGUGACGAGCAGGAAGAGCAGUUUGCACAUCAAGGACCGGGGCCCAAUUAUGGCGGCCCACGACCAGGACCUCCUGGGCAGCAAAACAGUCCUGGUCUUUCUUCGAACCAACCUGGAACCCGAUUGUCGGCAUCUGGCGCCCCUCAACUGCCUCAAAUCGAAUCUGUUGGCGGUGAUCAGUUUAUUGGCAAUACAUCUGGUGGCGAUUUGGCACCACUUCAUACUCAUUCUGCGUCGCAACCGGCGAAUGGUACACCAGUCGACGGGCCAUCUUCAUUUCCUCGUCCUCCCCAAACACAAAGCCCUUUGAACAGCCCUGUGCAAUCAGGACAGCCAUCCUCUGAAGUCAACCGUCCACCACGAGGCGCCUCUCUAAGCCAGCCAGGCGCAUUUCCCGGCAGUGGUCCAACAAGUCCGCAAAACAUGGGAAUACGGUCUCCCAACGCUGGCCCGCCAUCUCAAAUGCCACCCCAGAGCGAGCCUCGAGCUGGGGCUUAUGGUUCGGCGCAAAUGGGUCAAGGCCCUGGUGACUUCCGAGCAGAAAUGGGUAGAGGUCAAGGUCCUCCAGGUCCUGGAUACAACCCAGCGGUUCGAACGGCUAGCCCUGGUCUCGGACCACAACCAGGCAUGCCACCUCAAGGAACAGGGAGAGAAAGUCUAGGGUCUCCUCCGCUGCAAGGUGGGCCCAAUGGCGCGCCACGACCAGGACCAGGCAUGAAUGGAGGACCUCAAAAUGGUCCACCACGACCUAUGCAGCAAGGUCCUUCCAACGGCGCUGCUCGAGGGCCAUACCCCGGUUCUGGUGGAAGCAUCAACGCGCUGCCCUCGCGACACAAUGGUCCGAUGGCCGGUCCGCCAGUCAAGCCGGUCUUUGGAGUGUCAUUGGACGACCUCUUUCAGAGGGAUGGAACGGCGGUGCCGACGAUCGUGUAUCAGUGUGUGCAGGCCGUUGACCUGUACGGGCUUGACGUCGAGGGUGUCUACAGAACCUCGGGGUCUGCGCAUCACAUUAUGGAACUGAGAAGGCUGUUCGAUCAAGACGCCAGUGCGGUCGACUUCCGCGACGCGACGAGCUUCUACAACGACAUCGCGUCGGUCACGACGCUCCUCAAGCACUUCCUCCGCGACCUGCCCGACCCGCUGCUGACCGCGGAACAGUACCAGGCCUUCAUCGAAGCCGCGAAGCUCGACGAGGACAUUGUCCGUCGGGACUCCAUCCACGCCCUCGUCAACUCCCUGCCCGACCCCAACUACGCCACCCUCCGGACCCUCGUCCUCCACCUGCACCGCGUCGCCUCGCACAGCGACAAGAACAAGAUGACGCAGAGCAACCUGGCCAUCGUGUUCGCGCCGACCUUGAUGGGCCGCGCCGGCGGCACAAACGGCCAGGCACCCGGUGCCGGUGCCGACAUUGCGGACGCCGGGUGGCAGGCCAAGGUCGUCGAGACGAUCUUGAACAACACCUUUCAGAUUUUUGACGACGAUGAAUGAAGCAAAUCAGUGAAAAGGGGUUUUCCCCUUGUAAUAUCAAUUUCUCUCUCUCUUUUUUAACAUCUUCAACCUGGGGAAUUUGUCUUCAGUGUUGAUUUUCGGCAUACAUAAAGUACUCACUCGUCCGGUCUGUGACGAACAUGGCUCAAUGGGUGUGUUCAUUUUGGUUGAUGGCGCGAUCGAGUGAGUGAGUGGGUCGCUGGGGGUUAUUAUUUUGUUCGUUUUUCUACAAGGGAAGCGGACGGGAAGGACGGACGGACGGCACGAAAUGAUUCAUCGACACUACCAAACUUGCCUACCUGGUAGGUAGGUAGGUAUCUACGAGUAUACCUUGAGAAGUCGAAAAUGUCAUCACAGUAAUCGGUGUCUUUUUGCGAUCUGAGCAUUGUUUCAGUGUUGGAAUGUCAAUCUACUUUUUUGUAUUCUCCACUCAUACGUGUACUUGCAGCUGUGUUACCCAACGCAACGGAGUACCCAUGUACGGCACAAAACGCUGCCUGUACCAACAGAUGAAUAUCACGAGGACCACAGCCGCUACGACCGCCACGACCUCAACGGAUAUCAUGUAGAUCGUUGCGCGUCAGCAUCCACCCCUCCGAGUCCGGGAGGUAACUCGGCGGC
Messenger RNA from Exophiala oligosperma, 3518 nucleotides. RefSeq lists its product as uncharacterized. The transcript is spliced from 4 exons. The coding region runs from base 264 to 2897 and encodes 877 amino acids. Gene Ontology annotation, cellular component: cytoplasm. Gene Ontology annotation, biological process: signal transduction; regulation of GTPase activity. The record is from RefSeq and is a predicted model, not a curated record. Lineage: Eukaryota; Fungi; Ascomycota; Eurotiomycetes; Chaetothyriales; Herpotrichiellaceae.